UACACCGAAUCUUCACGAAGGAAGAUUCGGAAGUGGAUGAAGUUACAAAUAUCAGUAGGAAAGUCUUUCUCUAAGCGCAAGGGUUUUAUUGCGAUUUGUUUAACAAUUACGUAAGUUUUAUCGGCAUGAGAUGGGAUUGCUGUUCGCGAAAUUGUUUAGUUGGUUUAGCAAUGAAGAGCACAAGGUGAUAAUUGUAGGCUUAGAUAAUGCAGGAAAAACAACGAUUUUAUAUCAGUUUUUAAUGAGUGAAGUAGUUCAUACAUCGCCAACAAUAGGCAGUAAUGUAGAAGAGGUAAGAAUAGGUUCUAUGAGUGUGGCAGAAAUAUCAGAACAAUUAAAUCUUACUUCAAUUAAGGACCAUGGAUGGCAUAUACAGGGUUCUAUGAGUGUGGCAGAAAUAUCAGAACAAUUAAAUCUUACUUCAAUUAAGGACCAUGGAUGGCACAUACAGGCGUGUUGUGCCCUGACAGGGGAAGGAUUGUACCAGGGACUAGAAUGGAUUACAAAUCAUAUUAGGAAGUAAACUUGGAUUCAAUAUUUAAUGCAAAUGUUCCAAAUUUAUUUUAUAUAAAAACAGUUAAAUUUUUUACAGAAAUGAAUGUACAAUAACAAACUCUCAUUUAUUUCUUCAUGUACAUUAGACAAAUGUUUUUCGUUUUCUUGGGAGUUAUACAGUUACUCUUGAUAUUUAAGUUCUGUAUUGUAGUCAUUUGUUUUUCUUCUGUCUUCAUCAAAAGACAAAACUGUUUGGAAUCAAAUUUUAGUAAUGUUUUGUAGCUUUUAGUGAUUAAUUUUGAAAGUUAUUGUGAUUCAUAUACAAAAAAAGCAUGUUUUUGACAAACAAUCAAAGGGAUAAAUAAUUUUCAUCUAAUUUAGUUUACAAUCUUUACAUGUAUAUUGAUUAAAAUAGAAACACCUCUUUCAAGCCGUUGUAAAUAAACUUUAGCUGCUAAUAGAAAUUAUUGUAAUUUAAAACUAUCUGCUAUUGACUUUCCUUCUUUGGGCUGUAGAAAGCUUUCUUCAUACUAAUCAAUUGUAAAUUUGAUAAAUUGUUGUCAAAAAAUCUAUGCUUAAAUGGUCUAUUGAGAAUUUGUCUGAAAUAUUUGUUUUCAUGUGCAGGUACUCUGUACAUGGUCCUAUGACAUUCGGAACAAGUUUACUAAUCUGAAGAUUCCACUCAAAUAUCAAAAUAAGGAAAUUGGCUUGUGUUGUGUUAAUUUUACAAUAUGAAAAAAUUCCGGUGAAGUCAGUGAUGACGAACAAACCACGUUAUCUUUCUCCAUAUUUGUUAAUAGAGUGGAACUGCUGUCUUUAAAUCUUUUUUCAAAUCAGGUUUUUUUUUUAAAGCAGAACCACGAAGUUUAAAUGUCAAACCCUCGGGACCCCACCUGCACUUCAGUCUUGUUCUGUUACAAUUUCUUACGAUGGACCAUAAUGUAUUUGCAGUGUAAAGGGGGUAAGCUUCAAAUCUUAACCAAGGAAAAGAAUCUCUUUCAGAGCACACUGCAAAACAGUCGUCCCUCAACACGCAAAUGAACGCUAAGCGGUUAGCACACAGUGCGGGAGGAUCGCACUCGAUCUCCGUGCAUUCGUUCGAGAUCUUUAUUAAGACACCGUAUUUUGCCCAACAUAGACUGGUUUGCAGUGUACACACGGCAAGAGUUAACGUAGGAAAAUAAUUUUGAAAAGGUUUACGAUUCGCCUCUCCUACUCUGAGUAUUAUUUAGUCUAUCUGUGUAGCAAAUUGUUUGAAAUAAAACUGCUUUCUUUGUCGACUGUA
Molecule: messenger RNA, 1780 nt
Organism: Orbicella faveolata
Lineage: Eukaryota; Metazoa; Cnidaria; Anthozoa; Scleractinia; Merulinidae
Product: ADP-ribosylation factor-like protein 5B
Molecular function (GO): GTP binding; GTPase activity
Source: RefSeq, a predicted model, not a curated record